Molecule: messenger RNA, 2450 nt
Organism: Plodia interpunctella (Indianmeal moth)
Lineage: Eukaryota; Metazoa; Arthropoda; Insecta; Lepidoptera; Pyralidae
Exons: 1
Coding region: 133-801 (222 amino acids)
Biological process (GO): intracellular protein transport; endoplasmic reticulum to Golgi vesicle-mediated transport
Cellular component (GO): endoplasmic reticulum membrane; endoplasmic reticulum
Source: RefSeq, a predicted model, not a curated record
CUUUUGAAUCCAUGACUCACGUUUAAUUUCGUUUGUCUGAUUGUCUAGUUUCAUCAUACAUUCGUCAGAAAGUCUUAUUAAAUUGCCGGUUUCGAUCAUCUAUUUACCAGUGCAGGUACAGAAACAGCAAAAAUGAGUCUACAGUGGACAAUAAUUGCCACGUUUUUAUACGCGGAGAUUGCGGUGGUUCUGCUCUUGACUCUGCCAAUUGCGAGUCCUUCUAGAUGGCAGAAGUUCUUCAAGUCAAAGUUUCUAGCUUACGUAAGUAGUCAAGCGUCUAUUUACUUCCUCGUACUGGUCGGCGUGUUGAUUUUAUGUUUGCUGGAUGCGAUUCGCGAGAUGCAGAAGUAUUCUAGCAUCGAGCCGACAGAUCAUCAGCAUUUGGAUGCGGAGAUGCAAGGAAAUAUGCGUUUGUUCCGCGCACAGCGAAACUUCUACAUUUCUGGCUUCGCAUUGUUCCUUCUUAUUGUGAUUCGUCGUAUGGUGCAGAUGAUUUCUGAAUUGGCGACCCUGCUGGCUCAAUGUGAAGCGAAUUUCAGGCAAGCGCAAAGCGCCACUGUUGCCGCCAAAUCUCUGAUAAGUCAACAAGGCGCCGGAGACGAGAAAAGCAAGCAGGAGGUUGAGGAACUUAAGAGUAAAAUUGAUGUGUUGGAGAAAGAGUUGAUUAGAGAGAAGAAGGAUAAAGAAGCUGUGAAAUCUCAAGCUGAAAGUCUGAACAAGGAGUAUGAUCGCCUUGCAGAGGAGCACAGCAAGUUGCAGAAGAAGAUUACUGUCGCAAGCGGGGAUAAGAAGGAUGAAUAAAGACUGAGAAAUUUGUGAUUGUGACAAAAUGAUUGUUACUGGCCAUCAUGAAAAGUAAGAUUGAUAUUGGCUUGACAUUUAAAUAUUGGCUUGUAUUAAACUGCAUUUCAUCAAAAAUUUGUCAGAAAGUAUUUUGCAUUUCAUCGUUAAAUAUCUUUGCAUUUCAUAAGGCGCACAUAUGCACGUAUGUCAGCUACUUGCGCAGUAACUGGCAUACAAGUGAGUAUGCUGCUGGUAUGUGUAUUUCUGCUAUUAUUGUAGCAACAUUAUUAUCUCUAAUACCUCCAGUGGAAUGUUUACAGUUAAUUAUUCAUGAUUAUGUCAUGUGUAGAUGGUGACUAAGAAAAGUGAGGUAUAUAUAUAUGUUAAUUGAUUGUGAAUAUCUACUGUAGAAGCCUUAUAUUGAAAUCCAAAAAAUGAUUGUUCAUAAUUUUUCCCAAUUUUGUUUGUAAUCUUCUCAAAAAUGUCUAAUUUAUUUUUGUAAGUGAUUAUUUAAUUUAACUUGGAUUGUGUUUAUGAAGUUGAUGUGGGUGUGAACAAUAUAUGGACUGAAAAUUGAAUGGAAAUAUGUUCAAAAAUAUACAAGAAAUCUUCAUGAAUAGUCAUUGUCUUGAUGUAAUGGGCGCUCGUUUAUUAUCAGAGUAAAUAUUGUUUUUAGGAGAAAUCUUAAUUCUACCUUGUCGACUAUGUUGUGCAUAUUUUUUUAGUUUUAGCAGUGCAUUUUUGUUGGAAAUAUGUUUGCUUGAAUUUGUGUGUGUACGAAAAUCAUUCAGAAUCUAAUUGUACCUAGCUGUUAUGUCAUUUCUUUUAUACCUUAAAAUAGGUGGUAGAUUUUUUUAGGUCUCCUUACACAUUAUCUGAUCGAUUGAUAUAAGACAAACAUUAUAUCUUAAUAAUGUUUGUCUUAUAUCAAUAGAUCUUAAGAAAUGAUGAGUUAAUUAGUACUGAUAACAGUGACAAGCAACAUUUAAUAAAUAUAUAUAAUAUAUGAAUAUUUAUUUAAAUAAAUGAUCUAAAAGUUUUUCAUGGUGUUAGGUACAGCUUAACAUCGAAAGACUUGCUAGACUAAUACAAUUAUUUAUAAGAUUGAGCUUACACGAAGUCAACUGCAGAUUCUUGAAAAAUGGUAUUUGAAUAGUUUUUGAGGAUUAACUGAACAAAAUGGAAGUCUGGCUCCACUCCACCCAUUUUCUGAAAUAAACUGGCCUCAUUUUUGUAUUCACCUGCUGUGAAAACAAGCAAGGUACCUGACAUUUCGGUAUUUUUUUGUAUAAAUAUUUUAUGAUGUCAUAACAUAAUGCAUACAUAAAUUGAAUCCUUGUAAAAUUUGUUCAUUUUAAUGAUUUAUAACUUUGCUUUGUAUAAAUUAAAUAUUCAACUAAUGUUUGGGUAAAUGGCAAGCAAAGUUGCACCUAGUUUACACAAAUCACAUACACGGCUAUGAUAAAAUGUUGUAUGGUACCUCAAAUAUUAUAUUUUCAUACGGCGCACGAUACUUGUGAUAUUUAAAAAAAUGUUUAUGGUUUUGAUUUUCCAAAAUUAGUCGAAUCUGAAUUUGUGUACACUAGGCUUAAGGUAUUUGGUAGUUUCUAAUACUAGGUAAGUUAUUUUGGCGGUGUGUUUAAUAAUAUAUUAUGUUUUUAUUUAUA